AGUAAGAUGUCUUGCGGAGACGGAGAACCGUCUGAUGCAGAGGAUACGAUGAAAUCUCCUAAAAACGUCGAAGUUGUAAUUGAUCCGGAGGACAUAGGAGACCUUGACGAUAUUGUGGACCAUUGUAGCCAAGAAUAUGUAUCCCUAAAUAAUACCCUGGACCAGCUGGAUACAUGUCUGGCGACCUUGGAAGAGCAGAGUGAUGGACUGUAUGCUCGGCUUAAGGAUCUACUUGCCUCUACAAAGGAUAUUCGCCAAGAGCUACAAAUGCAGAAUAACAGUGGCAACAGUUCUGACCAGCCUGAACAUUGAUUAUGAGACAAAACAUUUUCAUGUUGACGGACAUUCCAAAACCUAAUUCUGGCUUUGUAAAUUGGAUGUAUUAUUUACAUGUUACUAAUAUUGUAUUGAAAGACAAUAGAGUUUAAUCAAAAAGACCUUGUGUAAUCAGUCUUUCUCCAUUUACAUUCCAGUCCAGUAUAUUCAAGAUGAUAGCAUCGUACUGAUUCUUUGUGUAGAUUAUUUACUUAGUGAAUUGUUUGAUCACCAAAGUAUCUGGUAUGUAAUUAGCUACAAGACUGUUGGUAUUUAUUUUUUCCUUCCUAUUAUUCUUAUACAAAAUAUUAAUACAUUGUAUAUACUGAUUGUUGUAUAAGUCACUGAAUGAUAUUUUGAAGAUUGGUCCCUUAAUCAAUUUGAAAGAAAUUGAAUUAGAUUUAAAUAUUUUUAUCUAAAUUAGAUGUAAACAAUUUUCUGAUACAGUGUACUGUAUUUCCCUUCCUUGUUAUUUUUUUGUUACUGUGGCAAGUAGUGGCCAUUUGUGAUCCAUGGAAGUUGUGAUUAAAUAAAAAUGGUUUUAUUUAUACCCUUUAUCUUAUUAGUGAAGGUAUGAACACCUCAUUUAUCUUAUAACUUCAGAGUUCUCUACUAGCAUAACAAAUGAUAAUGUAGAUUCCUGUUUUCCUUCUUUUCAUUCUGAGAUUCCAUAUAAAUAAUACUGUUACAAUAGGUUCUGUGAUGUAAUUUAUAAGAUCUUUAUGAGUUAAGUCUUUGACUUUGUUCUGACUCUCAACUAUUUUCCUAUUGCUAAGUCUUCAAGUUUGUAUAAGUAUAUCAUUAUUAUUAUUAAAUCAGCUUUCCUCUUCUUGCUGGUUUAAAAUCAAUUUUACCUUUAUUUUAAACUUGAGUUACUAGAAGCAUUCAGCAGAGAUUGAUGAGUUUAAUUUCUUAUUUAUGAAUUAGUAGCUCAAUGAUCUUUUUUUCACUUAAGUCUGGAGAAAGGGACAUGGCUCAUGACCUUUGCAGAUCCUUUGAAACUGAUGGCCUUCAUGCUGUUAAUGUUCCAUUUAAACUGUUGCAGGGAGAAGAUUCUGGAGUAUUGAUAUUCAGAAGAGAAAGAACUGGGUAUAAUGGUUAGUGAGGGGUUAAGGGAGUUGGAGGCAUCAAGUGAUAAGAGGUGAAAAGAUGAAUGGGCCAUGAGUGAUGGAGAUGCAAGACCAAGCAGCUCUGAGGAACAGAGGCCAUUAUAGUAGUGAUAGAAUACAUAGAGAAGAGACAGCAUGCCUUUGGGCAAGAGUCUGGAGUGUUUUUUUUUUUUAAACAAAAUAUUACAUAUCUGAACUAUCUCUUUGAAAUCUUUUGUUCAACUUAAUUUCAGUAAAUUAGUAUUGUUUGUAUAUAAAAUUUUCCCCAGGUGAUAUAAAGUCUGUUUCUUAUAUUUAUUGAUGUAAUUUAAAUUAUCUCCAUUACUAGAUUAAAAUAUUCUGAAAAAUUGUAUAGUAUCUUACUCAUAAUGAAAGUGCUUGUAAAUUUAUUGAACUUCAAGAUGAAAUGUUCUUAAUUUCAUUAAAUUCUGAAACUUUAUUGAACUCCAUGAAAUUUUCAUUAAAGUUUCAAAGUUUGUUGAAUGUUUUCUUAGAGAACACUUGAUUUCAAAGAAUCUUUAUUGUUAUAUCUUUUUUAAAGAAAAUCUGUAAAACUUUGUUGGACAGUGUUUAUAACUAUAUGAAAACCUUGUGCUGAGAGACAUUGAACUAAUUACUACCAUCAGCUGAAAAAAUUAUUUAUAAGAUUUGAAGAAUGCCCGCUUAAAGAUAAUGAAAAUGUGAAGUGUUAUUGUUGAACUUUACAAUUUGGAAUGUUUUGUCAGGCUUUAAAUAAGUUUAUUUAAUGGUGGGAGAGGACCACUAAAAAUAUCAAUUUAGGAAUUAUUGGAUUGAAAUGCCUUUAUUGUGCCUGUAGAAAAUUUUACAUCAAAUGCAAGUAUGGCUAGGUGUCAUUAGUCUAAUCUGAUUGCAUAUGUUUUCUAGGAAGAAUAUACAAAUUUUCAAUUCUAAUUUAAAGAAUAUAUUGUAAUAUUUUUUUCUUUAGUAUAAAUUUUUAUUUCUGGAUAGUAUUAUGACCAAAUCAUAGAUAUAUAAAACUUCAACAGUUAAUGGUAUGCAAUAUUAUCAACAAGUAAAAUGAAUUUAUUUAAUAGUGUAUGUGUGUGUUAAAUGGUUGUCAUGACUCUUCCCCGAUGUGUUUGUUCACACAAUCUCAGAUCAUCACUUACCAUGCAAAUAACAAAUGUUAUAUAUAAUUCUUAUUAAUCAAUGUUAUACUAGAAUCUUAAUUUUCUAACUUAAUAUUCCAAGCUAAGAUAUUUGGAAUAAAUUUGUUAUAUAUGAAGUAAAAAGGAAAUUAGA
Octopus bimaculoides (California two-spot octopus) is the source of this 2687-nucleotide messenger RNA. RefSeq names its product bublin coiled-coil protein. The record is from RefSeq and is a predicted model, not a curated record. Lineage: Eukaryota; Metazoa; Mollusca; Cephalopoda; Octopoda; Octopodidae.